AUGGCCGGAGAAAAAGGAACAGAGAUUCGAGAUGAUAAACCAACGAACGCAUUAUCAACUAACAAUUUAAAUCAACACCACAUGGCUGUUACACUUUUUGAGCACACUGUUUAUUUGCUACGCAUCCAGUUGGAUUGUUCUUCCCAAUUGAAGACUGAAUUAACUUCAACUGGUUGUAAUCUCGCUCAAGAUGUGAAUGUUUGGAUUGACCUGAAUGAUGAUGGAAAAUUUGAUGAAUCAGAAAUCGGAGCUCCUUAUCGUUGGCCGGUAACUAGUUACAUGGCAGAAGGCAUCUAUGAUAUACAAAUAUACGUACCAUUGAUCGAUGGCAGAUACAUAAGAAAUGGACCACAUCGAAUGCGUAUUUCUGUUGUGCCGAGUAAUUAUUAUCGAAGUACUUGUGUCGAUUAUGACUACAAUGAGUCACGAGAAUAUAUGGUCACUAUUAUUCCAAGAAUGAAAUAUUCUUCACUCGACGCUACGCCUACUUCUAUGGUACCACACAACGUGCCAUGUUCUCCUGAUAUUGGUAAAGUCGUUCUUGUUGUAAUGGCUGGUGAACAUCGAACACAAAUUCGGGAUGACCAGUCGACAAGAACUGCAUUGACCAGCAACACUCGGAAUUAUCAACACCUAGCCAUUGUACUAUAUGAAGAUACUGUCUAUUUGCUACGCAUCCAAUUUGAAUGCACUGGAUCACGAAGCGGAGAUUCUGUUGGAAAUAACUGUAACCUUCCUCAUGAUGUGGCUGCCUGGAUUGAUCUAAACGAUGAUGGUAGCUUUAGUGAUAUAGAAAAUGCAGCUCCUUAUCGCUGGCCACUCACUAGUUAUAUACCACAAGGCAUCUAUGAUCUACAAAUAUAUGUACCUAAUAUUGAUGGAACGAAGACGAAAACUGGACCACAUCGUAUGCGUCUUGACAUAACGUUAAAUGAACACUAUCGUCAAAAAUGUGGCAAGAAUUAUUAUAGAGAUACGCGAGAGUAUAAUGUUACCAUUGUUCGAAAAAAUAUGAAGCAAACAGGUAGAUAUUUUUUCAUCAAUUAUAUAGCUAAAGAUACUGAAUAA
This is a messenger RNA of Rotaria sp. Silwood1, 1068 nucleotides long. NCBI's taxonomy places the organism in Eukaryota, Metazoa, Rotifera, Eurotatoria, Philodinida, Philodinidae. The record is from the annotation of a GenBank genome assembly.